This is a messenger RNA of Blepharisma stoltei, 264 nucleotides long. NCBI's taxonomy places the organism in Eukaryota, Ciliophora, Heterotrichea, Heterotrichida, Blepharismidae. The record is from the annotation of a GenBank genome assembly.
AUGGAACUUUUUAACUUAUCGCAAGACGAUUUGAAAGAAUAUUAUCAGUUCAUCAGCCAUAUCAAUGAAGAAAUUUUAGAACAAACCAAUGAAAAAUCUUUAAAGUAUGAUUAUAAUUUUACCAAAGAAGAGGCAAGCAAGCAAUAUCAACGAUAUCAUUGAAACUCGUCCAAUCAAGUAGAAACGAGAGAAAACAAAAAUUUGAAUCUUGACAAUAAAAAUUCCAAGCUUAAGAAGCAAGACAAUGCUCCCUUAAUUUCUUAA